AAAUCUCCUCUCACACCAAUUUGUUGACCAUUCAAUUAGAUUUUGUAGAAAACCUCAAUAGCAUAAAACCCAUAUCUUCACACAACACUCCAAAUUCAUAAAGUUUUGUUCUUAGUGAAUUCUUCAGAAUUUUCCGUUUAUGGUAAAUGAAAAAACAAAACAGAGAAGAAAGUAACAUUUUGAAAAUCUCAUCACUGAUUCUGAUUUAUAUCAAAAAGGAUUCCGGCGACGGAAAACAAGAGAUUUAUUGAAAAUGAUGGACGGAGAAUCUCCUCUAAGACAUCCCAGAAUCAGCCACGUAUCAAAUUCCGGCAGCGAUUUCGGAAGCAGCUCUGAUUACAACAAGUACCUCGUCCAGAUCCCUCCGACGCCGGACAACAAUCCCGGUCCGGCGUCGCUUUCAAUCGUUCUCCUGGAAAUCGAUUCCAAUCAGGAGUCGGUUCCGUCCGUUUCCGGAGACAUCGUUUCCGGCUCAUCUGGUAAAGACAACGAACCGGAUCUAACCGAUGUGAGAAUCAACGUAGGUGAAGAAGAAGAAGACGAUACCUUGCUUUCCAAGAUAUCUUAUUCUCUUACUCGUGUCGUCAAAAUCUCUCCGAUCAUCAUCGCUCUUUAUCGGAUUCUAAUAGUUGUUCGAGUAGUAUCUCUAGCUCUGUUUCUCUUCUGGAGAAUCAGAAACCCAAACAACAAAGCAUUAUGGUUAUGGUUACUCUCUGUAAUCUGUGAACUCUGGUUUGCUUUCUCUUGGUUACUUGACCAAAUCCCUAAGUUGUUUCCUGUGAACCACGCAACCGAUAUCGAAGCCUUAAAGGCGACAUUCGAAACGCCAAACCCGGAUAACCCGACCGGGAAAUCAGAUCUUCCGGGGAUUGAUGUGUUUGUUUCAACGGCUGAUGCAGAGAAAGAGCCUCCAUUAGUUACAGCCAACACAAUUCUUUCGAUUUUAUCUGUUGAUUAUCCUGUUGAGAAGCUCUCUGUUUAUAUCUCAGAUGAUGGAGGAUCGCUUGUUACGUUUGAAGCAAUUGCUGAAGCGGCUAGCUUUGCGAAAAUAUGGGUUCCGUUUUGCAGGAAACAUAAGAUAGAGCCGAGGAAUCCGGAGAGUUACUUUGGUUUGAAGAGGGAUCCUUAUAAGGAUAAGGUGAGACAUGAUUUUGUUCGAGAGCGACGGUAUGUUAAACGAGCUUAUGAUGAGUUUAAGGUUCGGGUUAAUGCGCUGCCUCAUUCGAUAAGAAGGAGAUCGGAUGCGUUUAAUAGCAAAGAAGAGAUUAAAGCUUUAGAGAAAUGGAAGCAUUGGAAGGUGAAAGUUGAAGAGGAUCAAAUUAAGGAACCAAGGCCUGCUUUAGUAGCUCCUAAAGCUACUUGGAUGAGUGAUGGAACUCAUUGGCCCGGUACUUGGGCUGUCUCUGGACCGCACCAUUCGAGAGGCGAUCACGCUAGUGUUAUACAGGUGUUGCUUGAUCCUCCUGGUGAUGAACCGGUGGAAGGGAAAGGCGGUGAGGGGCGCGCACUGGAUCUUGAAGGAGUAGACAUUCGUUUACCAAUGCUUGUUUACGUGAGCCGCGAGAAACGUCCUGGUUAUGACCAUAACAAGAAGGCAGGAGCUAUGAACGCUUUGGUCAGAGCCUCGGCUAUAAUGUCUAAUGGACCGUUCAUCUUGAACUUGGACUGUGACCACUAUGUCUAUAACUCAAGAGCUUUUAGAGAUGGGAUCUGUUUCAUGAUGGACCAUGACGGCGACCGUGUUUCCUAUGUUCAGUUUCCGCAGAGGUUUGAAGGAAUUGAUCCAUCUGAUCGCUAUGCUAACAAGAAUACUGUUUUCUUCGACAUUAAUCUGCGAGCUCUCGAUGGGAUCCAAGGUCCAAUGUAUGUUGGGACGGGGUGUCUCUUCCGUCGAACCGCGCUUUACGGUUUCAACCCGCCUGAUGUUUUUGUGGUUGAGGAAGAACCUUCUGGUUCCUACUGUUUCCCGCUGAUCAAGAAACGCAGUCCUGCAACCGUAGCUUCUGAACCAGAGUACUACACUGACGAGGAGGAUAGGUUUGAUAUUGGUUUGAUUCGGAAGCAAUUCGGUAGCUCGAGUAUGCUAGUGAAUUCGGUAAAGGUGGCAGAGUUUGAAGGUAGACCACUAGCUACAGUUCACUCAAGCCGGCUAGGACGCCCACCUGGCUCUUUGACUGGAAGCCGCAAACCGCUUGAUUUCGCGACUGUGAAUGAGGCGGUUAACGUGAUCUCGUGCUGGUAUGAAGACAAGACUGAAUGGGGGUUCAACGUUGGAUGGAUAUAUGGUUCUGUAACCGAAGACGUAGUGACUGGUUUUCGAAUGCAUGAAAAAGGAUGGAGAUCAUUCUACUGCGUGACAGAGCCAGACGCAUUCCGUGGAAGCGCACCUAUAAACCUAACUGAUCGACUCCACCAGGUUCUCCGAUGGGCUACGGGAUCAGUAGAGAUCUUCUUCUCUCGAAACAACGCCAUUUUCGCCGGUCCAAAACUCAAACUCCUCCAGAGAAUCGCUUACCUCAAUGUUGGAAUCUACCCAUUCACCAGCAUUUUCAUCUUAACCUACUGCUUCCUCCCGCCGUUAUCUCUCUUCUCCGGUCACUUCGUUGUUGAAACCCUCACUGGAUCAUUCCUCAUUUACCUUUUGAUUAUCACAUUGUCUCUCUGUGGAUUAGCUGUUCUUGAAGUCAAAUGGUCAGGUAUCUCAUUAGAAGAAUGGUGGAGAAACGAGCAGUUCUGGUUAAUCGGUGGCACGAGCGCACAUUUAGUCGCUGUACUACAAGGUAUACUCAAAGUCAUAGCCGGAGUCGAAAUCUCCUUCACCUUGACUUCAAAAUCUUCAACAGGAGGAGAUGAUGAAGACGACGAGUUCGCUGAUCUUUAUCUGUUUAAAUGGACUGCUCUGAUGAUUCCACCGUUAACAAUCAUAAUCUUGAACAUCGUAGCGAUACUUUUCGCGGUUUGUAGGACGGUUUUCAGUGCGAAUCCACAGUGGAGCAAUCUUCUUGGAGGGACAUUCUUUGCCAGUUGGGUUUUGCUUCAUAUGUAUCCGUUUGCCAAAGGUUUAAUGGGAAGAGGAGGAAAAACACCGACAGUUGUGUAUGUUUGGUCGGGACUUAUUGCUAUUUGCUUGUCUCUUCUCUACAUUACCAUUAAGAAUUCGGAGAUUGAUGGAGGAUCGUUUAUGUUGGUUUAG
This is a messenger RNA of Arabidopsis thaliana (thale cress), 3193 nucleotides long. It is a transcript of the gene CSLD6, whose product is annotated as cellulose synthase-like D6. Gene Ontology annotation, cellular component: membrane; Golgi membrane. The transcript is spliced from 4 exons. Lineage: Eukaryota; Viridiplantae; Streptophyta; Magnoliopsida; Brassicales; Brassicaceae. Gene Ontology annotation, molecular function: cellulose synthase (UDP-forming) activity. The record is from RefSeq and is marked reviewed. Gene Ontology annotation, biological process: cellulose biosynthetic process. Bases 254 to 3193 code for a protein of 979 amino acids.